Molecule: messenger RNA, 1149 nt
Organism: Penicillium roqueforti
Lineage: Eukaryota; Fungi; Ascomycota; Eurotiomycetes; Eurotiales; Aspergillaceae
Exons: 3
Coding region: 1-1149 (382 amino acids)
Source: RefSeq, a predicted model, not a curated record
AUGGAAAGCAACCAGGACAGUCUGCAGCCAUGGUCUGUAGCAACUACGGCCUCUGUCACGGUGCUGGCCUUCGUGACGGUUUGUCUUCGACUACUCGCCCGGUAUGAGCGGAUGCAAAAGCUGUGGUGGGAUGACUAUAUGGUCAUAUUUUCUAUGCUAUGGAACUUCAUCGUUGUCGGAUUCAUCUACGCCAUGAUCCAUAAGGGAAUGGGGCUCCAUGCGGACACUAUUCCAGUGGAAAACGUGAUUAUGAUUGCAAAGUUUCUUGUUGUGGCCGAAGUUCUCUACGUGUACAACCUGGUAUGGACCAAAUUGAGCAUUCUGCUCAUGUACUAUCGGAUCUUCCGCUUCCCUUACUUCAAGACAUGGGCAUAUGUCAUUGGGCUUUUUAUCAUCCUUUGGGUUAUCUGUAUAACCUUUCUCUUCAUCUUUAUCUGCGUCCCUGUCCAGAAACUAUGGUAUCCGCAGCUCCCAGGCCGGUGCAUCGACCAAGUUGCUACAUGGGUCGCCAACGCCGUCUCAACGAUCGCAACUGAUGUUGCCAUUCUAUUCCUUCCAAUUCCACAAGUUUGGAAGCUCCAACUUCGACUUUCUGAAAAGGUAGCCGUGCUAGUUGCCUUCAGCUUGGGAUUCUUCGUCGUCUUCGCCUCCGCCUACCGUUUCUCAGUACUCUUUAGCUACAGUUCGGCUGAUUCCUCCUACACUCUCGCCCGAACAGUUGGCUGGACCGCGAUCGAAAUGUCCGCCGGCAUCGUCUCGGCCAACCUCCCAACCAUUCGCCCUGCUCUCCGUUUCAUAGCACGCAUGCUGGGUAUCAGCGGCACCAUGAUGGCUAUCUUCAGAAGUACAAACAGAACAAAUGCCAAAACCACGGAUGCUGCCACUCAGCCUUCAGGAACCGCGGAAUCCACUUCCACCAUCAUGCAGCACAACAAGCAUCCGAAACGACAUUCUUUCUACCACUUACCAGAUGAUCCUAACUCCCCGGGGGAACAGCCAGGAAUGGAUACCUCGUUCAGGCCGGACUAUGAUCAAGGGAAGACGUACACCAAUGUGUUGGGUCCGAGCGCUGGUGAUCAUUCUGAUGGGGAUGAGAUUCCCCUAACAGAGAUUAGAGUCGACAAGGAAUUUACCCAGCGAGUAUCAUAA